CCAGCAUUUCAGUGAUCAACGGUUGGCCAAAAAGUACUACCUAGGUUUACCGUGUGGAUAAAAUUAUUCUCCCCAAAUAGUGCCUUCUUUUCGCUUUGCGGAAGUGUUACAAAGGGACAGGAAAGUUAAAAGGAGAUUACCCGUCCAGAUCAACCAUGAAGAUCCAACUAAUUGCGCUCGUUUGCAGCGCGAUCGCGUUGACAGAGGCCCAAAACUAUCCCCCGCGUCUGAGCAUUCCCGGAGCGGUAGCAUCACCUGGUCAAGUGCCCCACCGACAGCCUGUGUUGAGAGUACGCCGUCCAGGAGCCUCAUUGCGCCAGCAGAAUACCAUACUUCCAGCGGUGACGCAGCGCAUCGCCAUUGAGGAACCGCGUCCUGUGACGGAAUCAGCGGAGGAUGAGCAGCCGGAGCCAUAUCUGCCGAACCUUCUGCGGGAACAGCAGUUGGCUCAGGCCCAACAAUCACAGUUCCAGCAGGCAGCAGCCGCCUUCCUGGCCGGCCAACAACCCGUUGAACAACCCUCGCCGGUGCAGCAGUUCCUUCAGUCCGAUGACUCACAGCCGGCUGCCAUCCUGCCUCCUCCUUCCUCGCGCUUCCCCGCUGAACGGCCAUCUAUUCCGACGCCCCUGAACCGUCCCGCCGCCUUCAAUGAUUUUGGCAUUGGUCGGUUUGAGAACUCGCAGAGAUUCGGAUUGGAGCGACCUACGCCCACUGCAGCAGCGCCACCACCACCGCAACAACAGCCCCAGCGGGUGGCUGUGAUCCGAACAAGACCAGCGUCUUCCGCUGCCCUACGACCUGAAUCACCACCACCACAGCCUAUGGCCAGGCCACGCCCUAAGCCUGUCCAGCCGCGUCCCAUCAUUGAUCAAAAUCAGCUACAGGACGAUCACGUUGACCAGCAGCAGCAGCGUCGCCGUCAGCCCGUUUCCCAGACCAUUCGCAAGUGGCGUGAGGAAAACGAGGACGGAAGCAUCACAUGGGGCUAUGAGAACGACGACGGAUCUUUCAAGGAGGAGCUGAUCGGCACCGAUUGCAUCACCAAGUGAGUAAAACAGAUUGAAUCCAACCUCUUUCUCCCACUUACCCAAACUUCUCGUUCACCAGGGGAACCUAUGGCUACGUUGAUCCAGAUGGCAACAAACGUGAGUACCACUAUGAGACUGGAAUCAAGUGCGAUCCUAACAACCGCAACAACGAGGAAGAGCUACAAGAGAACGGGUUCGUCAACUACGAAGAGAAUCGCGCCGUGCUGCCCAAUGGUCUGGAGAUCGACAUGACGCAGUUGGGCAAGAAGAAGUCGAAGCGCCCGAACGGCUUUUACAGGAACUGAUACUCCCCACAACAUAUAGUCCCUUAAGUCAAGCAGCUCGUAGUUCGUCUUACUUGUAUUCCACUUAUAAUUAUGUUCAUACUCCAUUGAGUGUCAAGUGAAAGAUUAAAAUGAUUAGAAU
Messenger RNA from Drosophila melanogaster (fruit fly), 1454 nucleotides. RefSeq lists its product as uncharacterized. Gene Ontology annotation, molecular function: structural constituent of chitin-based cuticle; structural constituent of cuticle. Bases 156 to 1049 code for a protein of 297 amino acids. Gene Ontology annotation, cellular component: chitin-based extracellular matrix. NCBI's taxonomy places the organism in Eukaryota, Metazoa, Arthropoda, Insecta, Diptera, Drosophilidae. The transcript has 2 exons. The record is from RefSeq and is marked reviewed.